AUGUGCGACUUGAUGGAAUUCUACCCAUUUCAAGAGGAGUACAUGUUCUACCAGCUGGAGUUACUUGAUGCCAUGGAGGAAGUUUCAACCACUAGGGCACCCCGUGGGCUCCGGCUUUCCUCGCCGAUCGCUGUUGUGUUUAAGAUGGACAAGCCCGUGGACACUCCUGAGGGCACUCUGAGGGCACUCGUCGCCUCAUGA
Molecule: messenger RNA, 201 nt
Organism: Penicillium waksmanii
Lineage: Eukaryota; Fungi; Ascomycota; Eurotiomycetes; Eurotiales; Aspergillaceae
Exons: 1
Coding region: 1-201 (66 amino acids)
Source: RefSeq, a predicted model, not a curated record